Messenger RNA from Cornus florida, 1063 nucleotides. RefSeq names its product protein GLUTAMINE DUMPER 2-like. The coding region runs from base 243 to 764 and encodes 173 amino acids. The transcript has a single exon. Lineage: Eukaryota; Viridiplantae; Streptophyta; Magnoliopsida; Cornales; Cornaceae. The record is from RefSeq and is a predicted model, not a curated record. Gene Ontology annotation, biological process: regulation of amino acid export.
UUAAAAGUAGAGCUUCACAACGGAUCAAAGUUGCUUCAGCUUAAGUUCCUUCUCCCUCUCUUGUAAAUACACACGAACCAUCUCUCCAUCUCUCAAACUCACACACACGCACACAACUCCUCAGCCUUCAUUGACAUAAAUCCCUUCCUCCACCUGGCCGGAAGCCUUCUCUCUCCAACACGAACAGAAAGUAAAAGAAGAGAGGGAGGAGAGAAAAAGUAGAGCCAGAUAGAACAAAGAAAAUGAGAACUGGGGAUACCUUAAGUGCUACAUCAAUGAUGAUGAAGACAACGACAACAAAAUCAAUAUUUUCACCACAGGCGGCAACUGUACAACACUGCUCACCAUGGCACUCUCCGGUGCCCUAUCUGUUGGGUGGUCUGGCAGCAAUGCUGGGUUUGAUAAUAUUGGCACUUGUGAUCCUGGCAUGCUCUUAUUGGAAACAUUCUGUUGGACGCUCAUCGGAUAACGCUCGGGAAGGUGGUGGUCAGAGAGAUCUGGAGUUUGGUGAUGACAAACCUGGAAACACACUAGUCAAGGCUAAGCUGGUUUUUGAAGAGAAGAUUGUAGUGAUAAUGGCUGGAGAUUUGAGGCCAUCUUUCUUGGCGACACCCAUGUCCAGCAGAGCUUCUUCAUUUGGUGACGUUGAUGCCAAAACUGAGAACAAGGAGAAAGCUGAAUUAAUUGCUGAGAGACCAAAACAAGAGACGGGUACUGAUGAAAACAAUCAGACUACUAUUAUUACAACAACAGACAGAAACUAGAGAAACCCAAUAGAAGUAAGAAGACUAAGAGCAAACUUAACCAGUGAGCUGCAGUUAUAUAUUAAUCCACCCAAGUGAGAGUUUUAGUUCCUUCUUACAUUUGGUCUUCUCUAUUUUGGUUAGGGUCCCGGAAAUGUAAAUUUUGCUGAGAUGAAAUAGAAGAAAGAGUCAGUUUUCCUCUUUCUAACAAUUUAACCCAAUCCUUCUUUUAUUUAAGUAAUACGAUAUAGUAGUAACUAUGCAUUUACUCUGUUCUUGUCCUUGUAUAUAAUGUUGGGCAACCAGCUUUUUCUCCUCUU